AUGAGACGGGAGUGUGGUCCAUUUCUUUUAUACCCAACCACUGUUGCUGCUGUUGAAGAAGUUGAUGAUCUAGACAGUGGAGAUAGUAGAACUCAGAGGCCAGAAUUGACUCCAAAAUGGAUUGCGUCGUUGUCCAAAGAGAAAGCUAUUUUAUCUAAGAUAUCUGUUGAAAAUACCACUUUCAUGGUAAGGAAGAUUAAGAAGAACAACUAUAAGAAGACGGCCCACAAUGGUGUCCUCGUGGACCAAAAUGGCAAGCAUCUCCAAGCUUUCCUCCAACCCAAAGGGCAGCUAAUGAAAAUCCAUUUAUUACUGGGGUCUGGGAUCAAAUAA
This is a messenger RNA of Dovyalis caffra, 333 nucleotides long. Lineage: Eukaryota; Viridiplantae; Streptophyta; Magnoliopsida; Malpighiales; Salicaceae. The record is from the annotation of a GenBank genome assembly.